GCUUUGAAUAAAUGUAUGUAUAACAAAAGCGUGUUUGCUAUUCGUUUCUCGAUACAACCAAAGCGCCUUCUCUCUAUUAUCUAUCCUCAGUUCCUCCGCCAAGCCAAAUUUCGCGGCGAUUUCUCCAAUACCUCCAAAUUCAUCACUUAAAUCUCUCGCUGUGACUCUCAUUUUAUUGAGUCUAUCUGAAACCUCUCUCUCUCUCUCUCGCUCAUUGUCCGUAGCUCUGUGACAAUGGCGCAAGUGGUGGCGACGCGAUCGAUUCAGAGCUCGUUGCUGUGUCCUAGCACUGGAUCUGUACAGGACAGAGUCGAAAAGCUAAAACCUUCAAGUUUUGCUUCCAAGGUUUUGGCACGCGACGAGAAGAAGAGCUACCGGCUCGUUCACAGAAGGUCUUGCAUUGUCGCGAGGAGAUCCGCACAUGUCGAGCCGGAGGUCGUCCCGGUCUCACCCGAGGAUGUACCAAAUAGAGAGCAACAAUUUCAGCAUCUACAAGUUCAUCAACUUCUCGACUCGUCACCGGUGGGCGUGUGGUCCAAGCCGACGGUUAGACGCAAGACAAAGAUCGUGUGCACGAUCGGUCCUUCUACCAACACGCGUGAAAUGAUAUGGAAGCUGGCCGAAGCUGGAAUGAAUGUUGCUCGGAUGAACAUGUCUCAUGGAGACCACGCGUCUCAUCAGAAAGUUAUAGAUUUGGUUAAGGAAUAUAAUGCUCAAUCCAAAGACAAUGUAAUUGCAAUCAUGCUCGACACCAAGGGUCCUGAAGUUAGGAGUGGGGACCUGCCACAACCAAUCACAUUAAUGAGUGGGCAAGAAUUCACUUUUACAAUUCGGAGAGGGGUUGGCACAGCAGAUUCUGUUAGUGUGAACUAUGAUGAUUUUGUUAAUGACGUAGAAGUGGGUGACAUGCUUCUUGUUGAUGGUGGUAUGAUGUCAUUUUUGGUGAAGUCCAAGACAGAAGAUUCAGUGAAGUGUGAAGUUGUUGAUGGAGGAGAACUUAAAUCUAGGCGUCACUUAAAUGUUCGAGGAAAAAGUGCAACACUGCCUUCCAUCACUGAGAAGGAUUGGGAUGAUAUCAAAUUUGGAGUAGACAACAAAGUUGACUUUUAUGCUGUUUCCUUUGUUAAAGAUGCACAAGUAGUUCAUGAAUUGAAGAAUUAUCUGCAAAGCUGUGGUGCAGAUAUACACGUCAUUGUAAAAAUUGAAAGUGCAGACUCUAUCCCAAAUUUGCAUUCCAUUAUCACAGCAUCUGAUGGGGCAAUGGUUGCAAGAGGAGACCUUGGAGCAGAGCUCCCUAUUGAGGAGGUUCCACUUCUGCAGGAGGAGAUAAUCAGAAUCUGCCGUAGCAUGGGGAAAGCUGUUAUUGUGGCAACAAAUAUGCUGGAAAGCAUGAUUGUACACCCAACUCCAACCAGAGCAGAGGUAUCAGACAUUGCCAUCGCUGUCCGAGAGGGUGCUGAUGCAGUCAUGCUUUCUGGUGAAACUGCUCAUGGAAAGUUCCCCUUGAAAGCUGUUAAAGUCAUGCACACAGUUGCAUUACGGACGGAAGCUACCAUAUCAUGCGGUGAAAUGCCACCUAAUCUUGGUCAAGCCUUCAAGAACCAUAUGAGUGAGAUGUUUGCUUACCAUGCAACCAUGAUGUCUAACACUCUUGGAACCUCAAUUGUUGUCUUCACCAGAACUGGUUUCAUGGGUACCCUACUGAGCCACUAUCGACCUUCAGGCACCAUAUUUGCUUUUACAAAUGAGAAGAGGAUACAACAAAGGCUGGCUUCGUAUCAAGGAGUGUGCCCCAUAUACUUGCAGUUCUCAGAUGAUGCUGAAGAGACCUUUGCGAAUGCCUUAGCUCUACUAAAGAAUCAAGGGAUGGUGAAGGAGGGAGAAGAGGUAGCACUUCUUCAGAGUGGAAGACAACCCAUCUGGCGAUUCCAAUCCACUCACAAUAUUCAGGUCCGGCAAGCGUAAGCGCUAAGUAAGCCGAUGAGCCCACGUCAUUUUGCCACUUGCCCAUGCACUGUGAUCAUUUCAAACUAUCAGAACGCUUAUAUUUAUUCGGGGCUUCCCUCGGGUGGAUUGGCAUAAUUUUUGCUGGCAUUGUUAUAUAUGUGUAUUUCAAGAUUC
This is a messenger RNA of Corylus avellana, 2121 nucleotides long. It is a transcript of the gene PKP-BETA1, whose product is annotated as plastidic pyruvate kinase beta subunit 1. Gene Ontology annotation, biological process: glycolytic process. NCBI's taxonomy places the organism in Eukaryota, Viridiplantae, Streptophyta, Magnoliopsida, Fagales, Betulaceae. Gene Ontology annotation, molecular function: potassium ion binding; magnesium ion binding; pyruvate kinase activity. The record is from RefSeq and is a predicted model, not a curated record.